Molecule: messenger RNA, 1068 nt
Organism: Penicillium daleae
Lineage: Eukaryota; Fungi; Ascomycota; Eurotiomycetes; Eurotiales; Aspergillaceae
Product: aldo/keto reductase
Exons: 4
Coding region: 1-1068 (355 amino acids)
Source: RefSeq, a predicted model, not a curated record
AUGGGUCCAGAGCUUCCUCCGUUGUUGAAAGACUCCAGAAGCAAGACUCAGGCCUCCUAUAGACGGCUGGGAAACAGUGGGCUCUGGGUCUCAGUCCCUAUUCUCGGUGGCAUGAGUAUAGGUUCUUCAGAGUUUGGAUCAUGGAUUCUCGAGGAAGACAAGGCACUUCCCUUGUUGAAGGCCGCAUUCGACCGUGGAAUCAAUACUUGGGACACCUCGAACAACUACUCUAACGGCAAGUCGGAAGAGAUUAUCGGCAAGGCCAUCAAGCAUUACAAUCUUCCUCGACAUAAGCUUGUCAUUCUCACGAAAUGCUGGGCGCCGGUUGGCGAGCACGAAAAUGUAUACGUUGUCCCAUUCGCCGAGGAAAUGUGGAAAGACAAGGAAUACGUUAAUCAAUUUGGCCUUUCUCGUCAAGCGAUUUUCAACUCGGUGGAUGCAUCCCUACGACGACUUGGCGUGGAUUACAUCGACAUCUUCCAAAUCCACCGAUUCGACCCGUAUACCCCUAUUGAAGAAACAAUGGAGGCACUCCAUGAUCUCGUUCGAAGCGGCAAAGUUCGCUACAUCGGAGCCAGUUCGAUGAGAACCUACCAAUUCACGAUGAUGCAGUUUUGUGCCGAGAAGCACGGCUGGACCAAGUUCAUCUCUAUGCAGAAUCAGUACAGUCUCUCGUAUCGAGAGGAGGAGCGAGAGAUGAAUCGCUUCUGUAAUGAGACUGGCGUCGGUUUGAUCCCGUGGAGCCCACUUGAUGCUGGUCGACUUGCACGGCCUCUACAGCUGGUCGGGGCAACUGAUCGUCUAGGGACAACCGUUCCUAGUGAUAUUCCGCAUGCAGAUGCAACAAUCAUAAAUCGAGUGGAGGAGGUAGCCAAGAAGAGGAAUUGGACUAUGAGCCAGGUAGCACUGGCUUGGGUGAACCGCCGUGUCGCAAGUCCCAUUGUUGGCUUUAGCUCGGUGGAAAGGAUUGAUGAAGCUCUAGGAUGUGGAAAUAGGAGUUUGACGCUUGAGGAGGAAGCUUAUCUGGAAGAUCCAUAUGUACCCAAGGAGAUUAGUGGUCAUGAUUAA